GCACCCCACCCCACGCACCAAACCCCCAAAUCCAUGGAGAUUUUUCAUCAUUUCUGAUUUCUUCUCACCAACAUCAAUUAUUUCAACAAAUUUAAUUUAUUUUUUUUAAAAGCAAAAAAAAGUCACCAUGCCGUGGUUGCGAAACUUCCUCCAGCUUUCUGCCUCCUACGCCAGACAAUCGCCGCCGCCGCCGCACAAAUCCGCGGCGGCGAUAUUCGGUCGUGCUUCUCCUGCGCCGUCGCUCACCCAAUUAUUGCGGCAUUUCAGCGCCGGAUCUCAGGUAACCUAUCCCGGUUUGGCGCCGACGAAGGGGGACGAGAAGCCCAGAGUGGUGGUUUUGGGGACCGGCUGGGCCGGUUGCAGGUUCAUCAAGGACAUCGACACCAAACAGUAUGAUAUUGUAUGUGUUUCGCCGAGGAAUCACAUGGUGUUCACCCCUCUCCUCGCUUCCACGUGCGUCGGAACCCUCGAAUUCCGGUCGGUCGCUGAACCGAUUGGGAGGAUCCAGCCCGCCAUUUCUCGGGAACCCGGUUCUUACUUCUUCCUCGCAAAUUGCACUGGAGUCGAUUUCCAGAAUCAUCAGAUUCACUGCCAGACUGUCACUGAAGGGGUUAAAACCAUAGAUCCAUGGAAAUUCCAAAUCUCGUACGACAAGCUAGUAAUUGCUUCCGGAGCGCAGGCUUCUACAUUCGGUAUCAAAGGUGCAAAAGAACACGCAACCUUUCUCCGUGAAGUUUCCGAUGCUCAAGAAAUCAGGAGAAAACUGCUGCUAAAUCUGAUGCUGUCAGAUGUUCCAGGGGUCACCGAUGAGGAGAAGCGGAGGCUCCUGCACUGUGUUGUUGUUGGAGGUGGGCCCACAGGAGUCGAAUUCAGUGGAGAACUCAGUGACUUUAUACGGAAGGACGUUCAUCAAAGAUACGCGCAUGUGAAAGAUUAUAUUCAUGUCACGUUAGUUGAGGCACACGAGAUACUCUCGUCCUUUGACGAUCGCCUCAGAAAGUAUGCAAUUAAGCAACUCACAAAGUCAGGAGUACGUCUUGUGCGUGGAAUCGUGAAGGAUGUUCAACCUGAUAAGAUAAAUCUUAGCGAUGGUACCGAUAUUCCAUAUGGUGUUUUAGUUUGGUCGACAGGUGUUGGUCCUUCAUCUUUUGUGAAUGCCCUCGAAAUUCCCAAAGCACCUGGUGGAAGGAUUGGGAUUGAUGAGUGGCUAAGAACUCCUACAGUGCAGGACGUAUAUGCAAUCGGCGAUUGCAGUGGGUUUCUUGAAAGUACAGGCAAGCCUGUUCUUCCAGCCUUGGCUCAGGUGGCAGAAAGACAAGGAAAAUAUCUCGCGAAACUUUUAAACCAUUUAAGCAAGGCUGGUGGUGGAAGGGCAAAUGCAGCAAAAGACUUGGAUUUUGGGGAACCGUUUGUGUAUAAGCAUUUGGGGAGCAUGGCUACAAUUGGGAGGUACAAGGCCCUCGUGGACCUCAGGCAGAGCAAGGAAGGAAAAGGUGUAUCAAUGGCGGGAUUUAUGAGCUGGUUUAUUUGGCGAUCGGCUUAUCUCUCUCGUGUCAUAAGCUGGAGGAACAGAUUUUAUGUUGCCAUCAACUGGUUGACGACUUUUAUUUUCGGUCGUGAUAUAAGUCGGAUAUAAACGCGCGGAAAAAAAGGUGAUACAUUAUGUAAAGGAACAUGCUCUUUUUGUUUUUGCUCUCACUUUGGGGAGCGGGGUAUUUUUUAUAUUUGUUUGUACUAUGUCGUCUUUAUGUACAGUGCAGUAAUUGGGAACCUUGAGUUUGGUAAAUUAGAUCAACGGUUGAGCACGAUAUUCCCACUGAAUUCUGCUAACGAAUUUACAAAGAAACGGACUUUGUGAAAGUUUUCUAUUGGUAUUUGGUCAAGUUAUUUUGGUA
Erythranthe guttata (spotted monkey flower) is the source of this 1895-nucleotide messenger RNA. RefSeq names its product internal alternative NAD(P)H-ubiquinone oxidoreductase A1, mitochondrial. Gene Ontology annotation, molecular function: NADH dehydrogenase activity. Lineage: Eukaryota; Viridiplantae; Streptophyta; Magnoliopsida; Lamiales; Phrymaceae. Gene Ontology annotation, cellular component: mitochondrion. The record is from RefSeq and is a predicted model, not a curated record.